AUGGAUUCUUCUACUUUUCACCCAUUUCCAAGACUCCCAGCCGAGCUUCGGCUCCAGGUUUGGGAGCAGGCAUGUCUCCCGUCUCAACGAUACCGACGUGGGCUGCACUACUUCAGACUUGACAAUGACGGCGAAAAGCUCAUCCCGUUCGGCUGGAAUCAGGAAACCCCGUUGGAGCAACCUGACCACGAUAUUCCAGGCAACAAAUCCGCGUAUUUAUGGCACCGGGGCCUCUGGACAGCUUGCAAAGCUUCAAGAGCGGCCGUUAUGAAGCACUCUCGGCUCAGCGCGUGGAAAGAACUGUACGAAAAAGGCGACCGCGAAGGGAAGCUCCCCGGACAAUGCGAUCCCGACUGGGAUAACGGAGAAGAGGAUGUUCAUCCGGGACUAAUUGUCACGGGUGAGGGUCACGAUGCGUGGUAUCUCAUGGUAUACCCCGCCCGAGAUAUUUUCUGCGUUACUUUUAACAACUGGGAAUUUGUUGAACGAGCAUUGGAGAACUCCAAAAUGUUUUAUAAUUUCCCUUUUCUCGGCAUUGAUUGGGCCGCCUUGGGGGUGGAGAAUCUCGCCCUCGAAUUCGAUCCGAGUUGGAACUAUGCCCUUCCGGAGUACAUCUAUGAGUUGAGGAUGGAGGAAUCUCCUCGAGGUCUACUAGCAAAACUGAUUGAUGAAAUGGUGUAUUGGGUGAGUUUCCCCGGCCUUUGGCUUGUCGACAAGAGUGUCCAUUGGCGGGCAGAGCCGGACAGAGACUAUAGCACGGUAUUUUACGAUUGCGACGGCGAGUACGUUGAGAUCGGUUGGGACGAUACGUAUAGCGACCACUCAGGGACGGGGGCAGGCCAGGGUCCUGUCACUUACUUCAUACGCAAGCUUACCGAUUUGUGCGACUCGUAUUACACCGACCUCAGCCGCGGAGACUUGACCCCUGGGUAUCAUGAAGAACUGGUACACCAAUUCUCAGUUAAGGCAUCCGUCAGGCUCCUUGUUCGCCGAGACAAAAAAAGAAGCGAGAGUGACAGCCAGGUGAUGGAGGAUGAGAAUGAGAAUAUGGUGAUGGAAGAUGAGGAUGCGAUGACUGAUGAUGAAGGUUUCUAG
Fusarium falciforme is the source of this 1095-nucleotide messenger RNA. RefSeq names its product 2EXR domain-containing protein. The transcript has a single exon. The record is from RefSeq and is a predicted model, not a curated record. The coding region runs from base 1 to 1095 and encodes 364 amino acids. NCBI's taxonomy places the organism in Eukaryota, Fungi, Ascomycota, Sordariomycetes, Hypocreales, Nectriaceae.